CUCGGUGAAAACCUCGAAAAACGCGCGAAAGUUUGUUGACAUCGGGGACGUGGUGGUGCUGUUCCUGUGCAUUUCUAUUUGCGUGUUUUAGGUAAACAUUGCUGAAGAUGGAUGACUCUGAGGAUAUUAUUGAAGGAUCUGAUGAAGAAGGCGAAACUAUGACGGCUGCUGAGGUCCUUCAGAAGUUAGAAGAGGCAUGGAUAACAGAAAAGAUGUCGCCAACACUAGAACGGCAUCAGAGUGAAUAUGUGGAGUGCAUGCUGGAUCAGAUCAAGCAGAUGACAGAAAACCUCAAGAGAUGCAAAAAGCAUGAUUUCAGAGUAGCUAUUCACAAGAUGGAGAUUGAUCGUAUACGUUACAUGAUAAGCAGUUAUCUUCGGAUUCGCAUUGAAAAAAUAGAAAAAUUUGCUCAUUAUUUAUUAGAGAAAGAGAAAACAACAGAUGAAGAGUCUUCGCUACUGUCUGCCAGUGAGCUACAGUAUGCCAAAGAGUAUGCUGCAAAUUUAGAAUCUCACUUCCAAAAUGUGGUUUUGCAGCAUGUUCCUGAAAAUUUACGAAACUUUGACCCAGGAAAAAUGGCAGUGAAGCCAAAUCUUGACUCCUUUGUGUUUUUAAAAGUUAAGGAAGAAUGUCCAGCUGUUGUCAUUGAAGAUGACAGUGGUGAAGGAAGAGAUGAAGAAAUUGAUUUAGAAAAGGACAGCCAGCAUUUGGUGCGAUACAAACCAGUCUGCCAUUUAUUACAUUCUGGUGCUAUUAAGCUUAUUUGAUAUCUAAAGUUUCUACCACUAUGUACCCUAAUGAUGGGCACUUGGAGUGAUGGAUAUGUCUAGAACGGCCAAGGCUGCAACUAAAUGUACGUACUAUGACCAGGUUAAAUGUAGCCAUCACUGUCGGUUGAUUUUAAUGUCUCCAAUAACCCAGCACUUGAAAAUAAAUGGUAGACUUUAUGGAAUACUGAAACUUAUCACCAAAAAUAAUACUGAUUAAACACAUCACUGGAUUGCAACCUCAAACCAAGAAGAGCACAUCAUCUUCAAACUGGUCACACUUGUUUUAUCUUUGGCUAUUUAAAGAAUAGCCCUUAUGACCUAGUGAAUGAGAAUUUCAGCCAACAUGGGAAGUAAAGUUUCAGAAAUAAUUCAAUGUUAAAAUAGCUGAUAAUGAUGUCAACAACAUCAUUUGUGCUGGAGGUUUUUCAGAAUACGCCACCACAAAAAGUGCAAGAAUAACAAUUGCAGAAAAAUGAUGGAUCUAUACUUGUAUAGAAAUUAAAUAAAAUGAUGCUGCCAAAAGCCACAUCUGUUGUGACCUGUUGUAAAACCUCCCAUAAGUAAUUCAGUAAAACUUCUCAUUGUAUGUAUAGCGAAUAUAUAAGACUAGAAUAAAGAAACCAAUAGUAACUUUACAAAAUCAUGCAUUAAAGUAAUUUUGUUCUGCCUUUUUAACUGGUAACUCAUUUUACCAAAGCACCCUCGGGAGAUAGUGCUGUCAGUGUACCUUGCGCAAUGCACUGUAGGCAUUACUUAAGGUUCUUUGCAGCGUCCCUUUGACCCAUGGUUGCAACCCCUUUCAUUUCUUUUACUGUACCUCUGUUCAUAUUAUCUCUCUAAUAUCUUACUUUCCACCCUCUUUUAACAAUUAUUUCAUCGUGCAACUGCGAGGUUUUCCUCCUUUUACACCUUUGUAACCUUUCUUUCAGUUUUCCUUUUAGUGCCCAAUGACCUCAUAGGUCCCAGCACUCGGCCUUCAGCCUAAAUUAUAUAUUCCAUUCUAUUUUACCAGAGGAUAUUUUUUUAUACUUAAGGCAAAUGACUAAGUCCCUAAAUGUAGAAAUGUAAUAUCACAAACAUUUUUCUUGUAAUAAAUAGGCAUUUAAUCCAAA
Molecule: messenger RNA, 1882 nt
Organism: Macrobrachium nipponense
Lineage: Eukaryota; Metazoa; Arthropoda; Malacostraca; Decapoda; Palaemonidae
Gene: Sld5
Product: DNA replication complex GINS protein SLD5-like
Exons: 6
Coding region: 108-767 (219 amino acids)
Biological process (GO): DNA-templated DNA replication; double-strand break repair via break-induced replication
Cellular component (GO): GINS complex
Source: RefSeq, a predicted model, not a curated record